This is a messenger RNA of Platichthys flesus (European flounder), 4020 nucleotides long. Its product is annotated as protein Niban 2-like. NCBI's taxonomy places the organism in Eukaryota, Metazoa, Chordata, Actinopteri, Pleuronectiformes, Pleuronectidae. The coding region runs from base 136 to 2694 and encodes 852 amino acids. The transcript is spliced from 14 exons. The record is from RefSeq and is a predicted model, not a curated record.
CCCGGAGAAGUGGCACAGUUUUAUUUUACGCAGCGGCUCAGUGGAUAUUCGACUCUACUGGAAGUUUCCCACCACAGCCCAGUUUGACCUGGAGGACAAACCAGUGCGAGGCUCGGGUACCUGGAGGAUCUCACCAUGGGGGACGUGGUUUCCUCUCACCUGGAUGAGGGCAGGAGGGAGAUGAUUACAGCUCGGACCAGAGACGUGAUGAAGGAGUUCAGCGACGUGUACGAGCAGCAGUACGCCGUCGCUCUCUUCAACAGCGUCCGCUACGAGAUCGAAGGAGGAGGGGGGGCGCAGUCGCAGCUGCUGCACCGACAGGACCCCCUGGCGGGCCGGACCAUUUUCUCGGGGAGUCUGUUCCAGUACCUGGAGGAGAACAGGAAGUGGAGGAAUCGCUUCGUGUCGGUGCCGAGCACCUACAGCUUCGACCUCUAUGAGAGUAAAACUGCACACGACCGGGAGCUGCAUCCGAAAGUGACCAUCCACUGUGCCGGGUACAAGGCCCUGACCUCCAUGGAGGAGUACCUGCAGCUGAUGAACACCAGCCUGCCAGGGAUCAAGGCCCGAGUCGGCAGUCAUCCGUUCAUCAAGGUCGCGACCCAGUUCCCGCUCAUCCUGUGGCACCCGUACGCCCGACACCACUACUUCUGUGUGAUGACGGAGAAGGAGCAGAAGAAGUGGCACGCCGUGCUGCAGGACUGUGUCCGGCACUGCAACAACGGUCUGUCAGAGGACAGCACCGUUGAGACGCCCGCCUUCACCGACGCUGUGAGACACCACAGGCAGAACAAGGGACACUACGGGACCUGGGACAUGAUGUGUGGAGCCCCCCCACAGAUUCUGGCUAAUCUGGUGAUGGAGACUCUUCACCCUGAAUUAAGAAACGUGAUUGGUCCUCGUCUGAAGGGGAAAAUGCAGCAGAGGCAGAGGCACUGGAUGUUGGUCUCCGACGCUGUGUACAAGCAGGUGUUAUCUCAGACCAAGAACCAGUACGGCGCCAUGGUGGACGGCUGCGAGGCCCAGAGGGUUCAGCUGGACGCCAGGCUGCGGACGGACAUGGACCAGAUCAUCACGUCCAAAGAACACGUCAGCAGCAAGAUACAAGCUCUGGUGUUGCCAAAGACGGAGCCACUCCUGCGAACCAGCAUCCAGCCGUACAUCAGCUCCAUCCUGGAGGCCCUGAUGGAGCCCACCAGCAGGGGCUUCUCGGAGGUCAGGGAGGUUUUCUUCAAGGAGCUGGUGGAGAUCAGCAAGAACUCGCUCAACGGAGGGAGCAAGGACAAAAUGGGAGACCACUUGGAGAGACUGUCCAUGCUCGCCUUCCACCCCGUGAAGAUGCAGAGCUGCUACGAGCAGGUGGAGCAGCUGAACCUGGAGGGGCUGCAGCAGAGGUUCGAGGUCGGCAGUCCCUCCGUGUUCGUCAGCAGAGCUCAGAUCCUCAUGAGGGAGCAAAUGGACAACGCUGUUUACACAUUCGAGCAGCUGCUGCACCAGAGCUUGGAGGGAAAAGGAGAAGAUGACAUGUGCAAGACCAUCCAGCGAUGCCAGGACAGGGUUAUCAAGAAAUAUGAUUACGACAGCAGCACAGUGAGAAAGAAGUUCUUCAGGGAGGCUCUGCUGCAGAUCAUCAUCCCGUUCAUGCUCCAGCAGCUGUCACCCUCCUGCUCACCUGAGCUGCCUCGUUUCAAAGAGCUGAUCUUUGAGGACUUCUCCCGCUUUCUGCUGGUGGAGAACAUGUUCGAGGAGGUGGUGCUGCAUUCUGUCACCAAGGACAUAAUGAUGGCUGUGAAGGAGGCGGCCGUCCAGAGGAGACACAACCUGUACAGGGACAGCAUCGUCCUGACAAACAGCGACCCCAACCUGCACCUGCUGGGAGAGAACCCCUCGGUGGACUGGGCCACCAAGUUCGGGGAGGAGGAGCACGAAGGCUCUGUGGUCGGUGUGAUUGAAGGAGGGGGUUCUAAGAGUAGACGGCGGCAGGUGGUGUCAAUGAUCCAGCUGGAUGGGGUGCCUCUGCCCUACGAGUCCUGUCUGGAGGUUCCAGGGGAGGAGAUCAUCCCGGAGGAGGAGGACAGCGAGGUGUUUGACAAAAACAUGGAGUACCAAGAGGAGGAUGAGGAGAACGAGGACCUUCCCAAAGAACCCAUGUCUCCUGAUAGCGUGAAUUUAAUCAGGGACCUUAUUAAUCCGAUAGUGGAGAUGGUGGUGCCGGAGUCAGAGGAGAAGGAGAGCGACGUCCCCAAAGGGACACAGCCGACCAGAGGCAUCCUCACCUCGGAGGACGGAGUACAGGAGGAGGUGACACACGUCACCACCAUAGUGGAGGACGUCCCCAGGAGAUCUCUACGAGACAAGACGUCCCCGCAUGCAAUCCUCAGGCAGCUGGUAGGAAGCAUGAAGGAGAAGGCUGAUAAGGAGGCGCAGGAGGAGGUGGCCAUCAAGAACGUCCCUGAGGAAAUUCAUUUGGCGGCACAGGAAGACGACAGUGGACUGAUUGCGGAGGUCUCUGCGGCAGAAUCAGAUCUGGAGUCAGCACCAGUGCCGACAGAGUCCAGCUCGCGAGAAGACAGCGGCUUCCAGUCGCUGACCAACAUGGAGGCGGAGGAAAUUGAGCCUCAGCCAAUCACAAACGGCCUGAGUGGGGAGGACAAAGUCAUCGACCCCGUGGACGUGGAAGUGACUUUAGCGUAGGAAGACGAUGUUCUGGACAUGAGUAUGAAACUGGAGACAAACUGCAGACAGGAAACAGACGGAACAGGAGAGGAAAGAAUUCAGAUUUUAUUUAAAGGUUUAAUUGUUUAUAGUUGCACACUUCAAAAACCAACUCCCCCCCGUCCCUUUCUGAAACAUCUCUCUGGAGACUGGUUCCUCUCUGCACGUUUUCUCUAAACGACAAUAAAACUCUACAGAUUCCUCAUUUAUUUGAAUACGGCUCCUUUCAGAGACCACUUUCACAAAGUGGUGUUCGCCAAUAUUUUAUUGUGAUCGUCCUCUUUUCAUCUAAGUUAUGGAAGUUCUCUAAUGACACUAAGGGGAUUGUUUGAGUAGGUAAUAAGAUCAGAUUGAUAUUAUCUCAAUUUAUCUCAGAUUUCAUGUAUGUUAGCGUUUAAAGCGUUUUAGCGUUCAGAUUUGACUACAGUGCAGGUAGAUGAGUCGUCCUCUAAUGAGCGCAGCCUCUACCUGGGCAGCAGGGGGUGCUGUAACCAUUCCACAGAUGCUUCCAGCAGGGGCAUUUUCAUACUUUUAACAGAAAAUGAGUCAUGAAAGUCAUCGAGGAAAUUUCACACAAAAAUCAAUUCCGUCCCUGUUCAGACACUUAUUAUUUUAAUUUGAAUAUUUUAGUUUAUCUUCUGACCCUGCGAGGUCGGGAAUCACUGCUUUUAAACAACUGUUUCUUUAUUAAACAUAUUCUUUUCCUUGUUUGUGAAAUGUUAUUUUAAACAUUUAAUUUGUUAACCAUGCAAGCAUUUCUUAAAUUUGCAAAAUGGCCUUUAUGUUUCAACACGUUUCAGGGAUGAUUUUUACUUCCACAGUGAUUCUUCCAUUUUAUUCCUCUGGGGGGGAAUAACCAGAACACUCUCGUGACUUUUCACUCGACUCUAAACAUUUUGGACUUGUAGGAUUUUGAUGAACUUGUAAUUAGAGCACGCUGUCUCAGUGAUUACAAGACAAAAGAGUGACUCCUUUUUCUCUUUUAUUAUUUAAUUCUAUCUCUUCUGGGUAAAGGGAGAGUUCAACUCAAAGUCAAACAUGUUCACUGCUUUGUUGGUGUCCAACUCUACAGACGUCUGGUGUUCUUCUAUGUGACUGGGAUAAACUGGCUUUUCCAUUAAGACUAUGUGACGUCCUUCCCAGUGUAAGAAUACAUGUGAAAGAAUCACUGACACUUUUGCUCACAUUCAUAUAAACAAUUGUUGUCUCUCUGUGUUUAAUGAAAGAGUCGCUGAAGAUGCAAGAGGUUCGAUAAAUUGUAAAUAUUAGACUUUAAUUACUAAAUAAAUCCGUCUGUAUUUUAAA